AUGUGCCCACUUGUACUGAAUCCGUUCUGCCUCAGUCCGAGCAUUUUAUCACCUACUGCUCUCACUGCAGUUGUUCUCAGCCCAUUUGUCCUGUCACCAGCUGUUUUUUCACCAGCAUACAUUGCUGCGACGAUCUUUUCACCGAGCGCCCUUUCACCAACGAUCAAUUCAACUGGAGAAGCAACAACCUCUGUUUUUUCGCCAAGCAUUUUCAGCCGAUUGUAA
Molecule: messenger RNA, 225 nt
Organism: Gongylonema pulchrum
Lineage: Eukaryota; Metazoa; Nematoda; Chromadorea; Rhabditida; Gongylonematidae
Source: the annotation of a GenBank genome assembly